This is a messenger RNA of Acanthochromis polyacanthus (spiny chromis), 5366 nucleotides long. RefSeq lists its product as uncharacterized. Lineage: Eukaryota; Metazoa; Chordata; Actinopteri; Pomacentridae. The transcript is spliced from 9 exons. The record is from RefSeq and is a predicted model, not a curated record. Gene Ontology annotation, biological process: humoral immune response; positive regulation of canonical NF-kappaB signal transduction. The coding region runs from base 856 to 2214 and encodes 452 amino acids.
CCGUUGCGUAAAUGCCUUCAGCUGAAACAUGUCUCACCUGUGAGAGGGAUGGAGGCUUGGUGGUUUUCCCUCAGGGCGAGUUUGACACAUAAGACAACAGAAAUGAAUGUAUGCAAAUCACCUCAUAGGUGUUUACCCUGCAGUUACAGGACAGAGCUUUUUAUAUUUUAAAUCUAAAUCUGUCAACGGUUUAGAUAUUUCUGUGAAUGUAGCCUCUUUACUACUACUUACAUGUUUAGCCCAUUUCUCAUGAUCAUAAUUUGCACUCUAAAUUGUUUUAAAAACCUUUUUGAAGCUUUAAGUAGGUAAGUUUAGCUUUAAUAGUGGAAGUGCAACUUUACACACACACACACACACUCUCUCUCUCUCACACACACACACACACACACUCUCUCUCACACACACAGUACAUUCUUGGCUCUGAUUGGCUGUAGCUGAAGCUGUGCAGAAUUUGCAUAUAGCAGACUGUAACGCUCACAAGCCUGUGCACCCACAGGAGGAAAGAAUCCAGCAAUGAACAGGUAGGUCAUUGUUUUGCUUUCUGUUCAGACUCCGUCCUCCUUGCCUCUCUUUUGCUCUGCUGUAUAAAAGAAGCAUACGUUUUUAUGUGGUUUGUACUUAUUAAUACCUGCAUGGCACAAAAUGUCUCAAGAUGUUCUCACUGUAGAUGUAUGUAUGAAGCACUCACUGAAGUUUUCAAGUCGUUUUUCAUCAUGUUUUCUAGCCCUUAUCCAGGUCGUUCUCUCCUGGCUAGAUCAUUUCUUGUGUUGUAUCUACUCUUAGAUGCUAAAUGAAAUUGCAGAAUAAAACAAAACUUGCCUGCUCUGUUACUUGCAGGACUCUCCCCAAAAUAAGAUGAAGAAAUCUGAAGGACCAGAGCUCAGUGUGUUGGCCAACACAAAUGAGUCAGAAAACUUCCUCCGUCUUAUGAGCCCUGAAGUCACGGUAAAUCAGAUGUUUCACGCUAAUCCACAUCAUAAUAACGUGAUACCGACCUGCCGCAGAAGCCCAUGUGGACAAGUGAACCAGGAGUUUAGGAGACAGUCUGCUCACGUUGAGCUGAUGCAGCAACCAGAAGCUGGAGGUGCCACUUCUGCCCGGAUAAAUCUCCAUCAUCAACCUCUCGCAGGCUUCUCUCUGGAUCCUCUAGAAAACGUGCAAAGUGGAACGAGAGGAGAGUGCCGCUGUUGGGCCUGUGCACCUAAAGACUUUGGGACGAAAGAACCUGCAAACAGAGACACAACCAGUGGGGAGGAUGAAUUCAAUUCUCAGAGUGACAUAGAGGAGGAACUGGAGCCUCCUUUACCGCUGAGAGCUGACAAUGAGUGGCCACAGUGGAAUCCCUUUUUAAUUCCUCACCACUACAUGCACAACCACGAUCUCCGUCACUCAAUGGAUGUGAGGAAUUACAACUCGGCAGCAGAAGGCCAGUGCAACUUCAACUCUGUCAGCAGAUACUUUCCUGAGCCGAAUCAUUCCGCUCCCUGCCUGCACAGGAGAGCACAGAAAGAGCCGCAAAACUGGCUCCAGCAUCAUGACGGCUUCAUGUGUGACAGCGUCACAGUAAACGUGCCUCAGUUCUCCGUCCCCCCUGUUGAAGGAGUUUCUCAGGUCAGCGUGAUGAACCUGAACUCAGCAGGAGCAGAAGAGUCAGCCUCACAUCCACAGGACAAAAGGAGAACCGUCAGUGUGCCAGAUGAGUGCCGUAACAUUUUUAUAACUUACUCCUCGGAUGUGUCCUCAGAGAUGGUCCCCUUUGUGGACUUCCUCACCAAGCAAGGCUUCAGACCUGCCAUGGACUUGUUUGACAGUCCCAUCAGACGCAUGGACAUAAACCACUGGAAGGACAGUUACCUGAAAGAUCCGUCAACUCUGAUUAUCAUCGCCAUCAGUCCCAAGUAUAAGGCAGACAUUGAAGGAUCUGUGGUGGACAACCAUGGUCUACACACUAAAUAUAUUCACUCACUGAUGCAGACAGAAUACAUCCAACAAGGCAGCCUGAAUUUCAGAUUCAUACCGGUUCUCUUCCUCGGUGCAUCUCGGACGCAUGUCCCGUGUUGGCUCCAGAACACGCGUGUUUACCGCUGGCCACAGGACACUGAGGAUUUGUUGCUGCGGCUGCUGAGGUUGGAGCGAUACAUUCCUCCUCCUGUUCCGGUGGAGCUCACAGUCCUCAUCAGGCCUGUGAACUCCAGUGCUGCUGCUACACUGUAAAGACACAUCAUUGUUCGAUGUCUGAACUCAUUUUAUGAACUUGUGCAUCUCAGAAUUUAUCCAGUGUAAGUCAAUAAUAGCUUUAGUUGUAUUUUAUCUAAUGUACAGUUGUUGUUUUUUGCAGAUGUUUCAAUAAAGCCUUUUCUCUGUGUAUCUUUACACGACAUAGAGACUUUGGCUAAGCUGUUAUGAUUUUGAUUAUAUUUUACUCAGAAUUCUGGCUGAGUAAGCAGCUGUAUAAGCUGUGUUCACUCCUGCACAAAAUGUUUUUGUUUUACUGGAAGCCAUCACAGAUAUUUUACUGGGAAAACAGGGAAAAUCCGUACAAAAAGCUGUACGGACCUUAAUCAGUGCUCAGUCUUUCUGCAAAAACUAGUCACUCAGACAGAUUCCAAAUGAAAACAACCGACUUUAUCUUGACUGACGCAAUUUAUAAACCAUGUUUUUCUCUUUUUUUAACGUUGUUUGGUGUUGAUGGCCAGCAGUGAGAUUACCACGGAAACCUGGCUCGGUGAAAGGAGCAUAAAUUUUGGGCCAUAAAAACGUCAGUGUUAGUUUGUCUUGACACCAUAGAGGAAUGUCUUUGGUUAUUAGAGCACAAGGUAUGUUGGCAGCAGCUCUAGGGAUGAAAACUAACCUGUCAGUCCACCAUAUUGGUUAUUGUCUUGACUGCUGUUUCACCAGAACUGGUAUUCACAGUAACAUCUGUGCAUUACAUCUAACUACAUUAUAUGUGCAUGUUAGCAUUGUCAUGAAGGCUUACAGCUCCACAACAACUCCUGUUUUUUUUUUUAGUUUUUUAGUUUUCUAGGGAAAACGUGCUUUUCUAUUCACUUAUGUUUUACUCAUUGAGCUGCAAGACUUGCUGUGAACCAUUUCUGCAAUAUUUUAUGCAUACAGCAAAUACUAAUAUAGCAGUUAAAGCUGUUGCACGUUGCAGAAAGUGUCACAAGAUGGCACUGUUUAAUGCUGGUUCAUUGGUGAAGUCAUUUAUAAAUUUGGAAACAUGUUUGUUAUGAGGAUGCCAAGCCCUGAGGGUGGUGGAUGAUUAACAUAAACUCUGAAAAUAAGGCAAUAUUACAGAAGAGGAGGCAGAAAAUGUGAGAAUAUUGUUUGUUGCUCAUCAGCAAAACUCCUCUAUGUUGUUGUCGUCCAUUUCUGAGCUCGGACACCUGACUUGUUGAUUAGUGGGCAGACUGCAGCAGCAACCAGUAGAGGUGCCCAGUUUGGCCGGCUGAUCUUACACACCCUUCAACCGCCAAAAAAGGCCUGCCAGAGCAGCUGGUGCUCAGAGCUCCAGCUAAGAAUAACCUGGACUUUCAGGCGUGUAGAGUUACCCUGCAGCCUCCCCGCUCUGUGCUCUGACCUAUACCCAUGUGAGGCACCAAUAACACUGGGUGGGAUAUUCUGCCUGUUGCCCUCACCCUACCCAGCCCUGUGCUUAGCUUGGCUCUUUCCUCCCCUGCGUUGCUUUCCGUUGCCCCACCGUUCCCAGACCUCCCGCUUCAAUGCUGCCGCACUGGCAGCUCCAAAUUCCCCAUCACCUUUAAGUUUACAAUUUUACGCUUUAUUUUCCAUUUUCUUCUUUUCUUUUGAUCUGUCUUGGAGAAAUUCAAUCUGUGGAUGCCAUGGAUAAAGAAACAAGACUGUAGCCACCAAAUGGAAAUGGAAUAAUCUACUAACUUGGACGUUUUUUUUUUACUUAAAACAUUGAUGCUGGUUGGAUUUAGUUCUGCAUGAGGAGGCUUCGCCCCCAACUCAGCGGAUCCUACCUGAAAUAGUCUCCACAUCACCAUGGCUGAAGGUACAACUCUUACACCUGUUUUCUCAACCACUGUUGGUCAGAUUUACUGUCAGAAAUCCUUGAUUAUUUAUGCUGUGUAAUAAAUAAAUGGAAAUGUUUUGAUAAGCAGUGCCCCCUUAGGAAGAUGUGUUGAAAGUAGGUUGCUAUAAAUACAAGAUAUCAUGUAGCCGGAGUAUUAGGAUGGCUCUGCUGUGACAGACAUGCUGCAGCUGACCCCUGGGUUUCCAACCCUGGUGGAAGACGAACUCUUUGCUUGAAUAAAAGCACCGAAUCAGUGUCAUCAGCAAAGUUAAAGCGUCAACAACAAAAGUAUUGAUUCUGGAGUAAAAUAUUCCCUGUGUGUGGCAAAUUAUUACCUCCGCCAGGAGGUUAUGUAAUCACCGGAGUUUGUCUGUUUGUCUGUUAACAGCAUAACUCAAAAGGUCAUGGACGGAUUUUCACCAAAUUUUUACACAAUGUCCGGAAGAGCAAAAGUAACAAUCGAUUAGAUUUUGGAGGUGAUCCGGAUCACCGUCUGGAUCCAGGAUUUUUUUGAAGGUGUACAAAAAAUCAUAUAGUCCUUCAAAAAAAUCAAGUCUCCUUCUUGUCUUUGAAACAAAUGGUCCUUCAAUAUGAAAUGUUUUGUCUGUUGAAUCUUCAGAGCUUUAGCGGUCAUGAAAAGUCCAAUACCAUGCAGUUUUCCUUCAGAAUUUUUACAAAUGUUUGGUGGAACACUGAUGCCAUCUGUCCUGAACAAUUCAGUUGAUUGAAGGAGCUGUUUUGAGUUCUUUUCAUAACACAGCAUUUGCAUAUGAGGAAGUGAGUCAUGAGUCGGGCAUGAUCAGAGUUCAUUCACAGUUUGAAGGUGUCUCUAACACCUUGGCACCAGGUCCAGGUUGGAAACCAGAGCAGAACAGAUACUCUCACACCCUGUCAGCUGAUGGCAUCAAAGCAGUCACCAAACGCUGUCACAGGCAUUUUUCACUGUACUGAACAAGUGGAAAAUGUGUGAAUACAUGUGGACAAGCUUCCUGCUGACAGACGGUUCCUGUCUUUCCUGAAGUUUUCUAAGAAUUAAAGAUAAAUCUAAGCGCAAUGAGGAAGAAAAUAGUUUAAAUGAGCUUUCAGUAGACGAUGAGGUUCAACAAACGCAAUGGUUAAACACACAGUCACCACCAUGUCAUGUGUGAAUCCUUUCAUCAAACAGGAAACACCCUCCUCCUGUCAUGGUUCAACUUUAGUGUGUACGUGAUUUGGCUAAAAAGCAGCUUGAGAAAGACACUGUUUCAGGCAUAUGGGUUCUGUAAAGCGUCUUGAGACAAUUUGACCUGUAAUUGCUGCUAUAUAAAUAAAUUUAAAUUGAAUUGAA